AUGGAUACUUCAGACUUUACAAUCCCAGACGAGCUCGUCAACGACGCUCCUAGCGAGAAUGUCCCGAAGCCCAAGAAGACUCGCCGCAGUCGCUACGACCCAGAGCCCGACUGGUCGGCCAUGGUGCGUGCCAAGGUCACGAAGCCUCAACAUCGUGUCGGCCAGGCCUGUGAUCGUUGCAAGCUCAAGAAGAUGAAGUGUACGCCCGAUCCUGGAGGUUGUGCUUGUUGUCUCAUCCUCAACAUUCCAUGCAAAGCCACUGACCGUGUCACUGGUGAGACCUGGGUACGUGGUGAGGCUGGGCGAAUGCGGGAUCUCAUCGAGAGUCUCAAGAAGCAGACCGAGGACUUGAAGGAGCAGAUCAAGCAGCUUCAGCAGAAGAACACACAGCUACAGGCCUGUCUGGGAGAUUCCUAUAGACCCAAUAUUAUGGGUCACUACGAGUCGGACCUUGGCCUUAGGGACCUUGAACAUCACCAGAAUCUACUGUGA
Messenger RNA from Penicillium griseofulvum, 492 nucleotides. RefSeq names its product putative C6 finger domain protein. The record is from RefSeq and is a predicted model, not a curated record. Gene Ontology annotation, biological process: regulation of DNA-templated transcription. The coding region runs from base 1 to 492 and encodes 163 amino acids. NCBI's taxonomy places the organism in Eukaryota, Fungi, Ascomycota, Eurotiomycetes, Eurotiales, Aspergillaceae. Gene Ontology annotation, molecular function: DNA-binding transcription factor activity, RNA polymerase II-specific; zinc ion binding. The transcript has 3 exons.